Oncorhynchus mykiss (rainbow trout) is the source of this 2932-nucleotide messenger RNA. The record is from RefSeq and is a predicted model, not a curated record. Lineage: Eukaryota; Metazoa; Chordata; Actinopteri; Salmoniformes; Salmonidae.
UGGCCAUGCAAAACGAAGUGGCCCAUUGAUACUUCGCUCGACGCUGAACAGAAUGACAUCUCCAUACAUUAUUUAAAAAACAAACGUUUGGCUAUAUUUGUUGAGUUUGAACUCCUUGUGAAAGUAGGCUACUGUUUUGUCAACUUCAGCACAACGGGAACAGGAAAAAAGUGCGCCUAUGCUACUUGUAAUGUAGUCUAUGAGUGACUUGUCUAGUUUACCCUUUGCAAAGCGAAUUAUUGAAUGGUUGUUUAGCGAACCGAAACGUCACAUUUUCAUUUCGGGGAAUGCCUUUACUUUAAACUACUUUAUUUGCUAACGUGGCAUCAAAUAGAGAGUGGUGUCGGUUGUAGUUUCUGAUUGGUGAACUUCGAGUGGUGGUGUAGCUGGUUUGGCUUGUGUCCCAAAACUAGAGUACUGUCAAAAGAUCUGGGAGCUGUCGCAUAUUCAAGCUGGUCCGAACUCUCACUAAAAUGUAAGAGAGAAGCAUACGUGUCUGUAUUGUAUUCACCGGCCCGUUUUAAUUAGUGAACUUCAACAUGAGCGGCGAAAAUGAAAAACCCUCCUUGGUUUAUGGCGAAAUCAAAGACAAUCAAAAUGUGUUAGAUCUGGAAAAAAUUACAAUUAUGAAGUCUGCCGUUGACAGCGAGGACGUGCCCAUGGAGCACAAGAUACGACUCAACCAGAACGGGGACGAUACAAACCAAACCAUCAAACUAUACAAGCGGAGAUGGUUCAUCGUGUUGCUAUUCAGCUCGUAUUCUCUCUGCAACUCGUUCCAAUGGAUCCAGUACGGAAUUAUCAACAACAUUUUCAUGAGGUUCUACGGUGUAGAGUCUUUCACUAUAGAUUGGAUGUCUAUGAUAUACAUGUUGACUUACAUCCCCUUCAUAUUCCCGGUCACCUGGCUACUGGAUAAGAAGGGGCUCCGUGUCAUUGCGCUGGUGGCUACAGCCAUGAAUUGCGCGGGGACUUGGAUCAAAGUGACCAGUGUGAGACCCAACCUGUUCGCAGUCACCAUGCUCGGACAGUUCUGUUGCUCCCUUGCGCAGGUGUUUAUCCUUGGGAUGCCGUCGAAGAUCGCCUCGGUGUGGUUUGGAUCGGAGGAGGUGUCCACCGCUUGCUCCAUCGGGGUCUUCGGAAACCAGCUGGGUAUAGCCAUUGGGUUCCUAGUCCCUCCCAUCCUGGUGCCUAACGUUGAGGACAUGGAUCAGCUGGCCUAUCACAUCAGUAUCAUGUUCUACAUCACAGCAGGAGUUGCUACCUUGCUCUUCCUACUGGUCGUCAUGGUGUUCCAGGAGCGUCCGGAGCUCCCUCCCACCCAGGCCCAGGCCACAGCUCGCUGUAUCUCUCCAGAACAGUACUCCUACACCGCCUCCAUCCUCAGGCUGCUCCGAAACAAACCCUUCCUCCUCCUCAUCCUCACAUACGGACUGAACGUGGGCUGCUUUUAUGCUGUGGGCACGCUACUGAACCGCAUGAUCAUCGAGCACUACCCUGGUGAAGAGUUGAAUGCAGGGAGGAUAGGUCUCACCAUCAUUAUCGCUGGCAUGGUGGGAUCACUGAUCUGUGGCAUCUGGUUGGACAGAACCAAAACAUACAAACAGACAACCCUGACGGUCUACCUCAUGUCCUUCGUAGGGAUGUUGGUCUACGCCUUCACCCUCAGUCUGGGUCAUCUCUGGGUAGUCUUCCUCACUGCUGGAGCCCUGGGGUUCUUCAUGACAGGCUACCUGCCCCUGGGCUUUGAGUUUGGAGUGGAGCUGACCUACCCCGAGUGUGAAGGAACCUCUUCAGGCCUGCUCAACUGCUCUGCACAGGUGUUUGGUAUCAUGUUCACUAUCUGCCAGGGGAAGAUCAUAGAUAACUACGGGACGCUGGCAGGAAACAUCUUCCUCUGCGUCUUCCUCUUCAUUGGAUCGGUCCUCACAGGCUUCAUCAAGUCAGACCUGCAGAGACAGAAGGCCAACCAGUUAGCCAAGGCAGCUACUCUGUUCCAGGCGGAUGGAGAGCUCUCUGGUCAGCAGCAGGACUACGGGGCCACGGCUCUAAUCAACAAGCCAGACUGCCCUUCUGCUUCUCUUCAGGCUUGAUCACUAACUCCUAUACCCUAUAACCCCUACACUCUUAGCUCGAACAUCAGACGGGCCAAGGUAGGGGCACAGCCAACCAAUAAUCACCACACGCUUCCCUGUCAUUCUUCUCUUAGGAGUGAAUCCUAACUUUCCGCUUUUCCCAUUCGACAUCAGUGCAUGACCAAGUUUUAAGUUAGGAUUCACUCUCCUGUACACCUUUCGCUUUUAACCAAGAACUUCCUGGAAGCUUUGUAGUGCAAAAAAAUAAUCUUUAAAAUUUUUGCUCCCAUUGGCUAAAAAUGGACUUUUGAUGAUCUAAGUGCUAGGAAGUUUUGGGGGGAAAUUAAAAACGUAACCCUCAACCCCUCAUCUCAAUCCCGCUGUUCCAUUUUCACUUCCCUCUAAACCUCUCCACGCUCCAGAUUACAUGAUUAGACACAAGUUCUUUUCACCUACAGAAUGUUGAAUAAGAUGUAUGGGAUAACCUUUUAACCUUUUAACCUCGUGUUGUGCCUAGUACCUGUAUAUAUGUGUGUAUUUAUGUAGCGUGUUAUGUUUUUUGUUAUUUUAGUUAUCUGUUGUUGCUAUGGAUACUCAAACAGUUGGUCUACUUGUAUUUCAGACUAAUACUGUUUUGCAUCAGGAUUUUUUACAAUUUUGUUAACUUCUCCAAAUUCCCAGAUUUCCAGAAAUCCUGGUUGUAAAGAUGCCUAGGAAUCAGAAGGGAAUAAAUAAGCAGAGAAUCCUCCAGCUGAGAUCUCUGGAAAACCUGGGGAUUCUGGGAAAGUUAUUAGAAUUUUGCAACCUUAAUCAGAAUAGUCUUUAGUUGGACUGUGAUUGGUGGAUUUUUUUUUGAU